UCGGGCUCGCGCACGCAGGAUGGGGGGAGGGAGCGCACGACGUGCGCGCGCCCUCUCCCUCCUCCACCGCUGCCGCCUCCUUCUUCUGCCGCUCCUGGUGCUGCUUGUGUGCUCGUUCGGUGCGGACCUGGUACCUCUUUUGUGAAGCGGCAGCUGAGGAGACUCCGGCGCUCGCCAUGGCCGACGAAAAGCCCAAGGAAGGAGUCAAGACUGAGAACAACGAUCAUAUUAAUUUGAAGGUGGCGGGGCAGGAUGGUUCUGUGGUGCAGUUUAAGAUUAAGAGGCAUACACCACUUAGUAAACUAAUGAAAGCCUAUUGUGAACGACAGGGUUUGUCAAUGAGGCAGAUCAGAUUCCGAUUUGACGGGCAGCCAAUCAAUGAAACAGACACACCUGCACAGUUGGAAAUGGAGGAUGAAGAUACAAUUGAUGUGUUCCAGCAGCAGACAGGAGGUGUCUACUAAAAAGGGAACCUGCUACUUUACUCCAGAAUUCUGUUCCUCCAGACCAAGAAGACAUUCUCAAUUAGAAAACCGCAAUUUGGUUCCACCACAUCCUGACUACUACAGUAUAGUUUCUCUAUUCUUUCAUUUUCCCCUUCCCCAUUCCUUUAUUGUACAUAAAGUAACUGGUGUAUGUGCACAAG
Molecule: messenger RNA, 646 nt
Organism: Eubalaena glacialis (North Atlantic right whale)
Lineage: Eukaryota; Metazoa; Chordata; Mammalia; Artiodactyla; Balaenidae
Gene: SUMO2
Product: small ubiquitin like modifier 2
Exons: 4
Coding region: 177-464 (95 amino acids)
Biological process (GO): protein sumoylation
Cellular component (GO): nucleus
Molecular function (GO): protein tag activity; ubiquitin-like protein ligase binding
Source: RefSeq, a predicted model, not a curated record